Molecule: messenger RNA, 831 nt
Organism: Hypoxylon trugodes
Lineage: Eukaryota; Fungi; Ascomycota; Sordariomycetes; Xylariales; Hypoxylaceae
Exons: 2
Coding region: 265-720 (151 amino acids)
Biological process (GO): transcription initiation at RNA polymerase II promoter
Cellular component (GO): transcription factor TFIIA complex
Source: RefSeq, a predicted model, not a curated record
AGGCCGCAUCCAUCCACAUCCACACCCAAAACCAUCGAACCCCAGUUUCUUCUAUCUUGCGCGCCUCCUCUCGUCACCCGUAACCGUACCAGUCUCCGCAACAAUCAAUCACUAGUUUCAUUCCAAGUCGAUCAAUUUUUUACGUAACUCGGGAACCUACACAUUUGCACUUGGGAAAUUGUUAUUGUUGUCGCCGCGACCGCGACCGCGCACGCGAAACAUCUUGUGUUCAAUCUCGGCCAGUCACCUCGGGUCAUUCGCACGAUGUCGAACUCGCAGGUUGGUACGGUGUACCAGCAAAUCAUUAAGGAUGUAAUCGACGCAUCGCGAGUGGAUUUCGAGGAAGGCGGCGUUGAUGAGAGCGUCUUGGAGGAACUUCAGAAGACUCCAAAGCAAGAGCCAGAGCCAAAGCCAAAGCCGAGGGUGGUGAGAACUGGCGGAUUUUGUGAGGGGGCGGGCAGGCACUAUUUGGGCCUUUUAUCCCUAUGUGCCUGCUGCAAACCUCCUUGUGACUCACGUCAUUUCUUAUUGGUCGGGCGAAGAAGACCCAGUUCUAUUCACGUGCCCUUUACUGUGCACGUUCACAGUAUAUUCACUUUUUCCUCUCUUUAUCCUCCCCCACCAUUUUUAUCAUUAUACAAUCUUAUCGUCUUGCGGAUUGAACAAUGUUUCCAUCCCACCAAAAAAGGGAAAAUGAAAAUAAUAGAAUUAAAUAUAUGAUAAUGAAUUCCCCAACUGACAAAAUUCAUAUAGGGAUGGCAGAAGAAGCUCUCUCAGCAACAGCUGGCUAGCUUCCCCUGGGAUCCUAAACCGGAUCCUCCAGCAUCUGCU